Messenger RNA from Morus notabilis, 484 nucleotides. RefSeq names its product reactive oxygen species modulator 1-like. Gene Ontology annotation, cellular component: TIM23 mitochondrial import inner membrane translocase complex. Gene Ontology annotation, biological process: protein import into mitochondrial matrix; protein insertion into mitochondrial inner membrane. The transcript has 3 exons. Bases 1 to 225 code for a protein of 74 amino acids. NCBI's taxonomy places the organism in Eukaryota, Viridiplantae, Streptophyta, Magnoliopsida, Rosales, Moraceae. The record is from RefSeq and is a predicted model, not a curated record.
AUGGGGGGGGACAGCUGUAUGACUCGUGUGGCUGCCGGUGUCGCCGUCGGUGGUGCUGUUGGGGGCGCUGUCGGUGCUGUCUAUGGGACAUAUGAGGCUAUUAGGUACAAGGUCCCGGGACUGCUGAAGAUUAGAUAUAUUGGACAAACAACACUUGGUAGCGCAGCUAUUUUCGGUCUCUUCCUGGGUGCUGGAAGCUUAAUACAUUGUGGGAAGUCCUAUUAAGCUCUUUUCACUCCUCUCUUUUUGGUGUACUAAAAUAAAUUACAUUCUGUUUAAUUAACAAAUUUCUGGUUUCCUUCUUCAAUGUCACAUUGCGUAUAAAGAUGAUGAGUCUGGUUGACCAGUUGUUGCUUAAGUGUGGUAUGUUGUUUUGUUGGGUCAUGGAGUAGUUUCAUAUCUAUCAAUUUUAUUGCCUUCUAAUUUUAUAGUUUUGGACUUAUACAGUAAUUUCCUUGAAGCUUGAGCCCCCUUUUUUUUUUUU